AUGUGUUCUCUUCUUCUCUGUUUGUUUUUAUUGAUAUUUACCAUUUUUAAAAAGCACGAUUUCCGUUUUAAAGCUUCUGAAUUUUUUGAUUUGGAAAUUUCUUUUAGCGUGCUUUCCGUUUUGGAGCUUACUACUUACGUCGUUUGCUCUGCAUUUUUAGUGUUUUAUCACAGAAUACCGUUGUUUUAUAUUUUAAUUAUGAGUGCAAAAGUAAACAGAGCAAAAAAUUAUACUCUACCGGAAAAACGUUAUUUACUCAAACUGGUUCUAAAAUAUAAGGCUAUAAUUGAAGACAAAAAGACUGAUAAGUUAAGUUGUGAAAGAAAACAGAAUGUUUGGAGAAGAAUUGAAGAUGAAUUCAACGCAUCCAGUCCAAGUUUCAUAUUUAGAUCGGCGGAUUGUUUAAAGAAAGCCUACGAAAAUAAAAAAAAGGAAGCACGUAAACAAUAUACAAGUGAAAUGUUAACUGGUGGUUCUGAUAAUACAGAGAAAGACGAAUGUUAUAAGAUCCUGCUAUCUAUUAUAAAUGACAAAGCAAUUAAUGGCAUGAAAUCUGAAUUUGAUAGUGAUAGUGUACAAUAUACUACUCCAUCCACAUCCAAUGAUGAACAAGUUUUUGAAGAUGAGGAUGCAACAAUGGACCUGAAUGGAGUCUUCAAUAAUAGGGAGGUGUUGCAAAUUAGAGCGGACAAUAAUUCAUCUCAUUGGAGCAAGUACACUCCAACACAAUUAAAGAGACCAGUUUCAGAUAAUCUGACAACUACCACAACAGGUCCAUACAGAACUGCAAGAGAAAGAUUUCUUUCGAGUCUGCGUACAGAAAUUCCAGAAGAAACAGAGACAAUCCCUUCAAAGCGACCAAAUCUUCAACAAACUAUUGGAGGCCAACCAGGUAGAUCAACAACUACUAUUAAAGUUCAAUCCAAUUCAGCUAUUGCCCAAAAAUAUGAUUUACUAAUGGACAAAAGAUUACAAAUUGCAAAUCUACAGAUAGAAGAGUUGACAAGAAAUUUGGAGAGAGCCGAAGAAGAGCACGAGUUGAAAAAGACUAAAAUGAACUUGGAAAUCGAAAAAUUAAAACAAGAAAUUCAAUUAAACAAAAUAAAAAAUAAGAGAUGGGCCUGUACCACCCUCGGAAGUAUCGAGGCUAGCAGAGUACUGUCAGAGAAGAAAUCUGUCAUUGCCACAGUAUUACAUGUGGAAGCAAAGACACCAAUCGAAGAGGAAAGUCAUUUGUUGUAUACAUCAGAUUUGUAUAGCUGA
This is a messenger RNA of Psylliodes chrysocephalus, 1263 nucleotides long. NCBI's taxonomy places the organism in Eukaryota, Metazoa, Arthropoda, Insecta, Coleoptera, Chrysomelidae. The record is from the annotation of a GenBank genome assembly.